CACGGGCACGCGCACGGGCACGCGCUCCCCCGCCAUGCCCCCCAGCCGCUGAGCGCGCGCCGCCGCCUGCGCCCCCCCCCCCCACCCCGCGGCGGGGCCGGGGCCAGGGCCAGGGCCGAGCCGGCUCCAUCCCGGGGUCCGCCCCCGGUUCCGGUUCCGGGUCCCGGUUCCGGUUCCGGGUCCGUCCCGGGUCCGGUCCGGCGCUGGGCGGUGGGGCCGGCGGGGCCGGCGGCGCGGGGCAAGAUGGCGGACCUGGAGGCGGUGCUGGCGGACGUGAGCUACCUGAUGGCCAUGGAGAAGAGCCGCGCCGCGCCCGCCGCCCGCGCCAGCAAGAGGAUCCUGCUGCCCGAGCCCAGCAUCCGCAGCGUCAUGCAGAAGUACCUGGAUGACCGGGGAGAGGUGACGUUCGACAAGAUCUUCACGCAGAAGAUCGGGUACCUGCUCUUCAGGGACUUCGCCUUUAACCAGGCAGAGGAGGCCAAACCCCUCAUGGAGUUUUACGAGGAGAUCAAGAAGUAUGAGAAGCUGGACUCGGAGGAGGAGCGAGCCGUCCGGAGCCGCCACAUCUUCGACCAUUACAUCAUGAAGGAGCUGCUGGCCUGCUCCCACCCCUUCUCCAAGAGUGCCACGGAGCACGUCCAGAGCCGCCUCAGCAAGAAGCAGGUGCCCCCAGACCUCUUCCAGCCCUACAUUGAGGAGAUCUGCCAGAACCUGCGUGGGGGCAUCUUCCAGAAGUUCAUCGAGAGUGACAAGUUCACACGGUUCUGCCAGUGGAAGAACGUGGAGCUGAACAUCCAUCUCACCAUGAACGACUUCAGCGUUCACCGAAUCAUUGGCCGUGGUGGUUUCGGCGAGGUCUACGGCUGCCGGAAAGCAGAUACAGGCAAAAUGUAUGCCAUGAAGUGUUUGGACAAGAAACGCAUCAAGAUGAAGCAGGGCGAGACCCUGGCCCUCAACGAGCGCAUCAUGCUGUCCCUCGUCAGCACCGGGGACUGCCCAUUCAUCGUCUGCAUGUCGUACGCCUUCCACACGCCCGACAAGCUCAGCUUCAUCCUCGACCUCAUGAACGGGGGAGACCUACAUUAUCACCUGUCCCAGCACGGCGUCUUCUCGGAAGCAGAGAUGAGAUUUUACGCAGCUGAGAUCAUCCUGGGCCUGGAGCACAUGCACAGCCGCUUUGUGGUGUACCGCGACCUCAAGCCAGCAAACAUCCUCCUGGAUGAGUUUGGGCACGUCCGCAUCUCAGACCUGGGCUUGGCCUGCGACUUCUCCAAGAAGAAGCCCCACGCCAGCGUCGGCACCCACGGGUACAUGGCUCCGGAGGUGCUGCAGAAAGGGGUGGCCUAUGACAGCAGCGCCGACUGGUUCUCGCUGGGCUGCAUGCUCUUCAAACUGCUGCGGGGGCACAGCCCCUUUCGGCAGCACAAGACGAAGGACAAGCACGAGAUCGACCGCAUGACGCUCACCAUGGCCGUCGAGCUGCCUGACUCCUUCUCCCCCGAGCUGCGCUCCCUGCUCGAGGGGCUGCUGCAGCGGGACGUCAACCGCCGGCUGGGCUGCAUGGGCCGCGGGGCCCAGGAGGUGAAGGAGGAGCCCUUCUUCAAAGGUCUGGACUGGCAGAUGGUUUUCCUGCAGAAGUACCCGCCGCCCCUCAUCCCCCCCCGCGGCGAGGUGAAUGCGGCCGACGCCUUCGACAUCGGCUCCUUCGACGAGGAGGACACCAAGGGCAUCAAGCUGCUGGAGAGCGACCAGGAGCUGUACCGCAACUUCCCGCUCACCAUCUCCGAGCGGUGGCAGCAGGAGGUGACCGAGACCGUCUUCGAAGCCGUCAACGCCGACACCGACAAGCUGGAGGCUCGGAAGAAGGCCAAAAAGCAGCUGGGCCACGAGGAGGAGUACGCCAUGGGCAAGGACUGCAUCAUGCACGGCUACAUGUCCAAGCUGGGCAACCCCUUCCUGACGCAGUGGCAGCGCCGCUACUUCUACCUCUUCCCCAACCGCCUCGAGUGGCGCGGGGAGGGCGAGUCGCCGCAGUCCCUGCUCACCAUGGAGGAGAUCGACUCAGUGGAGGAGACGCAGGUGAAGGAACGCAAGUGCAUCCUGCUCCGCAUCCGCGGCGGCAAGCAGUUCGUGCUGCAGUGCGAUAGCGACCCCGAGCUGGUGCAGUGGCGGAAGGAGCUGCGGGACGCCCAGCGCCAGGCGCAGCAGCUGCUGCAGCGGGUGCCGCGGAUGCAGAACAAGCCCCGCUCGCCUGUGGUGGAGCUCAGCAAAGUGCCGUUCAUCCAGCGCUCCCCCAACGGGCUCUGACCCCGCCUCCCGCGCGCCCCCCUCUUUUCCCCCUUCCCACCCCGCCUCUAAUUUAUUGGGUUGGGUUCCCGCGUUCCCCCGCUUCUUUUUGUCGUUGGAGGAUGGAGCGGGCACGGCCGCGGUAUCGCCGUCCCGGCACCGGGCGCACGGCGCAGCUCGACGCCUCUCCCCGGCGUGUCCCCCCACCUUCCCAAACCCCCUCCGAACUCUCCGGCUCAGAUGAAGGCAGCCCCCGCGCCCCCUCUCCGCGCCCGCCCGCUUCGCCACCGCUGUGUGUGCCAAAUGGGGCAGGUGGGUGCCCAGCUCCGGCCGGGCAGGGAACCGGCCACCUCGUCUCACCCCGUAGCCUUUUGCCCACCUCCCCGCGAGCCGGCGCGUCCCCCGGCUCGGCUGUGCCCGUCCUGUGGGUGCCAAGUCCUUGGUGUAUGUGUGUGAGUGUGUGUGCCCGCGGGGACCCCCUGUAAAUACUGUGCCAUGGGUCCCCUGUGUCCCCCGGCUCCUGUCACCGCUCCCCGCCUCCCCCCGAGCUGCAGGUGUGGCCGAGGAGGAGGGAGCAAGUGGGACCCCCCUCAAAAUCAGCCUCGUGUCACUGGUCCGGUCCCUGGCUGGUGGGCACAGGGUGUCCCCCAGGGUGUCCCCAACCCCAGUCCCUGGUGGCAUCUGUAAAUAUUGGUCUGCGGUCGCUCUGCUCCAGGGUCUGGGGGGACAGAGGGUGGCACUGGGCAGGGCCGGGGCCGUCAGUGAGUGAGAUUUUAAUGAGCAGAGACGUGAGAAUGGGAAAAAAGAAUUAAAAAGAGUUUUUAUAAUAAAAAUCUGGAAAAAACA
Messenger RNA from Columba livia (rock pigeon), 3132 nucleotides. RefSeq names its product G protein-coupled receptor kinase 2 (gene GRK2). The transcript is spliced from 21 exons. Gene Ontology annotation, molecular function: G protein-coupled receptor binding; ATP binding; G protein-coupled receptor kinase activity. The coding region runs from base 244 to 2307 and encodes 687 amino acids. The record is from RefSeq and is a predicted model, not a curated record. NCBI's taxonomy places the organism in Eukaryota, Metazoa, Chordata, Aves, Columbiformes, Columbidae. Gene Ontology annotation, biological process: desensitization of G protein-coupled receptor signaling pathway; regulation of the force of heart contraction; G protein-coupled receptor signaling pathway.